UUCACUCAACCACGCGUACGCGCAUUCGAAAAAAACAAUACGAAAAAUCUUUUCCAGUUAACAGAAAAUCUUCAAAAAUCAACCAUGAAUAACCCCGCUCUAUUCGAGCAAAUUAACUUCAUCUCGAAGAGGGAUGCGAUCAACUUUUUAGAUGACAUUUCGCCUAAACUAAAGUGGAAUAACAGUAUCAGCAACGUUCUGGACAUUGGAUGUGGAGAUGGAAGUGUCACCAGCAUGCUGAAGAAGUACAUCCCUACUGACUUCAAGCUCCUCGGCUGUGACAUCAGUGAGAAAAUGGUGAACUUCGCCAAUGACCACCAUUCCAAUGAACAGACCUCGUUCACAGUGCUGGACAUCGCAGGAGAUAUUCCCGAAGACAUGAAGGGAAAAUUCGACCAUGUUUUCUCCUCCUACGCCUUGCACUGGGUCUUGGAUCAAGAGCGCGUAUUCAGAAAUAUUUACGAUUUGCUGAGUAAAGAUGGAGAAUGCUUCACGAUAUUCAUCGCAAACGCACCCGUGUACGACUUGUACCGCGCUCAAUCGCCGUGCUCCAAAUGGGAAUCUUGGUUGAAAGAUGUCCAUAAGUUUAUAUCACCAUAUCACGAUAUGCAGCAACCAGAAAAGAACGUCACCCAAAUGAUGCAAGAAAUCGGUUUCAGAAACAUCGAUGUGAAAUGCAAAGAAAUGCGUUUCGAAUUUGACAGUGUUGAAGCUAUGAAAAACACUGUAAAAGCUAUCGAACCUUUCAACAGGCCGAAAGAUGUAUAUGAAGAGUUCAUGCAAGAUUACUACUCGGUGGCCCAAGAUAUCGGUGUCGUAGAAAUAAAUAACAAUAACAUCGGAGACACCUCAAUCAAUUGCUCCUAUUCUCUACUAGUCGUCUGCGCAAGCAAAUGAUUACAGAUCACCAAAAUUAACCAUAAAAUUAAGUCAAACCAUAGUGAAAUUAUUCUGGCAAAUCCGCCUAAGAUCUGAUUACUAGAACCGCCUAUUUUGUACUA
Spodoptera litura is the source of this 1001-nucleotide messenger RNA. The record is from RefSeq and is a predicted model, not a curated record. NCBI's taxonomy places the organism in Eukaryota, Metazoa, Arthropoda, Insecta, Lepidoptera, Noctuidae.